Messenger RNA from Lepisosteus oculatus (spotted gar), 2034 nucleotides. It is a transcript of the gene abhd3, whose product is annotated as abhydrolase domain containing 3, phospholipase. The record is from RefSeq and is a predicted model, not a curated record. Lineage: Eukaryota; Metazoa; Chordata; Actinopteri; Semionotiformes; Lepisosteidae. Gene Ontology annotation, biological process: medium-chain fatty acid catabolic process; medium-chain fatty acid biosynthetic process; phosphatidylcholine metabolic process. Gene Ontology annotation, molecular function: monoacylglycerol lipase activity; acetylesterase activity; A2-type glycerophospholipase activity.
CCGAUGACAACGCGCACACCCCCGGCGCUGUCUCUGCCCUGGGAUGUUCUUACUGCAGGAGUCGCUCGGCUCAGUCAGAGUCGGCGGCUGAGGGAGACAGAGGGCGCGCUGCUGGUGCUGAGGCUGAGGCUGCAGGUUGGCUCAGCCGUCCCGUUCUGUCCCGUCCAGCUCCCCUGCACUGCGUGUGGGUGUCCGGCAGCCUGGUGGCGAGGCGAUGACCGCCCCGGAGUUCAGUCUCAACGUGCUGACCAGGGACAUCUCCCUGUAUCUGGAGAACCAGGUCAAAGUGGGGCUCUUCGGCUCGGGAGUGGGGCUGUCGCUGGUCCUGGGCUUCAGCGCCGCGUACGCCUACUACUACCUGAGCUCGGUGGCCAAGAAGCCUCAGCUUGUCUCCGGGGGGGAGACCUUCUGCCAGUUCCUCCAGGAGCACUGCCCGGUGGUUUCGGAGACGUACUACCCCACCUUCUGGUGCUGGGAAGGCAGGAUCCAGACGCUGCUCCGGCCGUUCAUCACGGCGAAGCCCUGGGUGGAAUAUAGGAAUGAGCUCCUCAAGAUGGCAGACGGCGGGCAGAUUUCCCUGGACUGGUUUGACAACGACGACAGCGAGCGCCACCCUGACGCAGCCACGAGGCCCACGGUGCUCCUGCUGCCGGGCCUCACGGGAACCAGCCGGGAGUCCUACAUCCUCCACAUGGUCCAGCAGAGCCGGGAGCUGGGCUACAGGUGUGUCGUAUUCAAUAACAGAGGGGUGUCCAAUGAGAGACUUUUGACCCCUCGGACCUACUGUGCUGCCAACACCGAAGACCUGGAGGCCGCUAUUGCGCACAUCCAGAGUAUAACCUCAGCUGCUCCGCUGGUGGCGGCCGGGGUCUCCAUGGGGGGGAUGAUGCUCGCCAACUACCUGGGCCAGAAAGGCAGGGAGACGUGCCUGAGAGCCGCGGCUGUGUUCUCGGCCGGGUGGGAUGUGUUUGAGUGCACCGCGUCUCUGGAGAAGCCACUGAACCGCCUGCUGUUCAAUUCCUAUCUGACCAGCUGCUUGCAGGCCUCUGUCCAGAGACACAGGCAAAUUUUGGAGAAGCUUUUCGAUAUUGACUCUAUAAUGAAGGCGAACACCAUCCGGGAGUUUGACGAGCGAUUCACUUCGAUCAUGUUCGGAUACCCGUCCAACGAUGACUACUAUCGGGACGCCAGCCCCUGCCACAAGCUCAAGUCCGUGCAGGUCCCCACGCUGUGUCUGAACGCUGCCGACGACGUCUUCUCCCCGGGCGGCGCUAUUCCAGUGGAAGCUGUGAGGCAGAACCCCAACCUGGCCAUGCUCGUCACUGCUCAUGGGGGCCACAUUGGGUUCCUGGAGGGCCUGUGGCCCCGACACAGCACCUACAUGGACCGUGUCUUCAGGCAGUUCAUUAAGGCCAUCUUUGAGCAAGGAAGCACACUUCAGAACCUCUGACACCUCGAGUCCAGCACUUUGUCCAGUUUCACCACCCAAAAACAUGGAACAGUAAUCUCUUAAGGGCACAUCACUUUCAGCACACAAAAUCGAAGUUCAUUCAGUUAAAACAAAGAUGGCAGAUAAGUUAUCAACAUGUUUAGCACCAUCUCAGUUUUGUCUACACAAUUACUGCAGUGUGAAACUUGCUUUUGGAAGUGCAACUCAUAAGUUUAAUACCAUCCUUACAUUGUAUGUUACUUUACUAAUUACCUCUUAUUUUAAACAAAUGAUUUACUUAACGGUAGGUAUUAGUCCUCAGGGAUUUUGUUUAAUUGCGCACACAAUUUCUUUAAAUAUUUUAUUUUUUUUACAGAUAAUAUUUUUAAUGUCACAGAAAAAGAUCACAACAGGUGUUUGGUUUCCUAUUGAACUGUAGUGUUACGCAUGUAUUUUUCCACACAUUAUAGCACUGCACAUACCAAAUAGUUCAGAUAUAUUCAAGCUGUAUGACAGAAGUGUAUCUUGAUUUAAAAAUGACAAGGAAUGUGAAAUUGCACUUCUUCAGUUUAGAUAAUUUCUCAAAUAAAUGCACUUGGAGACAU